CCCGAAUCGAAUCCUCUUCACGGCGAAGGAAGCAUUUUCUUGAGCAUCGACGGCGAAAGACCCUCCUACCCGCCUUAAACCGCGUCAAUUACAUUUCUCUUUCUUUAAGACUUCUCUCCUUCCUCUCUCUCUCUCUCUCUCUCUCUCUGCACUCUAUUGUCCAUCAUCACCACCGCCCACCUCAGAGCACCGACGAUCGCCACCGCCGGUUUCAGUCUCCUCCUUCCGCUCCCGAUCUCACUUCUCUUUCCACUGUUACGCGAUCUCUCACCAGGUAAUGGCUGGAGAGUCCGACAAGGCCCAGGACACUGGAAAAAGCUUGGAUGUCCCUGCUACUGAAAAGAAAGAUAGUGUGACCGUUGUAAAGAAGAAGCAGAGAGGAGUAAUAUCUCGAAUUUGGAAUAGACUCUUUAGACUACAUGGUGAUGAUUUUGAGAAGAGGCUGCAAAACAUUUCCAAAGAGGAAGCUGCUGUUGUUGCUAAAAUGAAGAAGAGAUCUCAGAGUUGGAGAAGGAUGAUCAGGCAUCUGAUAAUAUUCUCUGUGGUUUUCGAGAUUAUUGCAGUGGGUUAUGCUAUCAUGACAACAAGGUCGGUAGAUUUGAACUGGAAAAUGAGGGCGUUUCGGGUUUUGCCAAUGUUUCUUUUGCCUGCACUAUCUUCUGUUACUUACUCGGCACUUGUAAGCUUCACAAGGAUGUGUGACCGCAAGGACCAGAAAACCUUGGAAAGGCUUCGGACCGAAAGGCAAGCAAAGAUUGAUGAGCUUAAAGAAAAGACAAAUUACUACAGUACACAGCAGCUGAUUCAGAGGUAUGACCCUGACCCAGCAGCAAAGGCUGCUGCUGCAACUGUCCUUGCAUCCAAGCUGGGUGCAGAUUCUGGCUUAAAGUUGUAUGUGGGAGAUGAGUCUAAUCUCAACCCCACAGCAAAGAGCAACGAUGUCGAACUAGUCCAAUCUAGUGGGCUCCGAAAUCGGAAACAGUUACAUACAAGAUCCAGUAGCGCAGGGAGCACUGUGUCACAACACUCUAAUGAAGAAUUGCUCCAUAAUACAGCAGGGAUUGAGGGUGCUGAUACUUCUAACUGUAAUCAGCUGGUUGUUGAACAUCAUCAACCAGGAUCAACCACACAUGACGGAGGAUGGAUUGCUCGGAUUGCAGCAUUGCUGGUGGGUGAGGAUCCAACACAGUCCUAUGCACUUAUAUGUGGCAACUGCCAUAUGCACAAUGGGCUUGCAAGGCAGGAGGAUUUCCCUUACAUUACUUACUAUUGCCCACACUGCAAUGCCCUGAAUAGGUCAAAACAGCAAGAAGGUGUUCCCAAUUCGGACUCCCCUCGUAUUGUAUCUUCAGUAAUGGCAAGCAAUGUUAACCCCAUAAGGACUGUUAGUGGUACGAUGAGUGACGGGACACCUGUAAGUAGUAGUCCACUUGCAUCUGUUGUGGAAACCAUGGAAGUGAGUGAAACGGUUGUGUCUGCAAAUGUGGAUCCAGUUAGUUGAAGGCGGUCACAGAUGGGUUGGGUUUUUCUUUGUGGGCAAGAGCUUUUUGAGUGCUGGGACUAUAACGGGCUUGAUUGUCGUUUGGUUGUGUAAUGUUAGAUUUCCUCAAGGAGGAACUUGUGCUUGAUGAAUUACACAUAUAGAUCAUGUGGCAUGGUUGCAACCCUCGUCUGUUUUGGGUUUAUGCCACUUAGGUUACUGUGAAUCGGUCAAGUUGAUUUCGCUCAAUACAUGUGUGUUGUGGUUCUGAAAGUAAAUACAAGGAGGAAUUUGUUGCCAAAAUGAGAUCAAUACGAAAACAAAUGUAAGUUUACUUUUAGCAACAAUGUUUUGAACUUUCAACUGCGUUGUGGGAUCGUUUUUUCCUGUUUUGGAGAUUGGAAUGGUAUUUAUGAAUUUGUUCAUUUGAAGGCCA
Camellia sinensis is the source of this 1916-nucleotide messenger RNA. RefSeq lists its product as uncharacterized. NCBI's taxonomy places the organism in Eukaryota, Viridiplantae, Streptophyta, Magnoliopsida, Ericales, Theaceae. Gene Ontology annotation, biological process: endoplasmic reticulum tubular network organization. Gene Ontology annotation, cellular component: endoplasmic reticulum tubular network. The record is from RefSeq and is a predicted model, not a curated record.